Molecule: messenger RNA, 1665 nt
Organism: Perkinsus marinus ATCC 50983
Lineage: Eukaryota; Perkinsozoa; Perkinsida; Perkinsidae
Exons: 15
Coding region: 1-1665 (554 amino acids)
Biological process (GO): proteolysis
Molecular function (GO): aspartic-type endopeptidase activity
Source: RefSeq, a predicted model, not a curated record
AUGCUCUUCCUCACUCUAUCGGCCAUUACCUCUAUAGUGACAACGGCAUUCGACGGCUCCUUUGGGGGCUCUCAGGUUAUUCAGGACAACGGUGACUCUUUCCUCACUGUCACCGUGAAGGUUGGGGAUAAGGUCAUUAAAGUGAUCCCCGACAGUGGCUCGUUCGACCUCUAUCUCAUUGACCAAGGGGCAUGCUCAGAAGGCCUGGGGCUGUGCCGUAUGGCAUACAACUCCAAAGAGUCUGGCACCCAUAAGUUCCCUGAUGGGGAUGUUAUUAAAGACGUGGUCUUCGGUAGUGGCACGGCUAGGUGUCGGCUGGGCUUCGACAAAGCGGAACUGGUUAAUGAAGAUGACGAAGUGAACGCAACGGCACACUCUAAGGGCUCGCCUAUGGAGGCCCCUUACGAUGCUUCCUUUGUCGGUAGGGGGUCACCUAAAGUCCUCUUCCCCCUAUGGCAGAUCUUUGCCCUCGAUGAGGGUCUCCUUAGGAUUUGGGGUGAUGGUAAGGGCUUCCAGGGUAUACUGGGUAUGGGGUAUAAGGCUGGGGAGGACGUCAGCCCUGACGAGGCUCUAAAGCAGUUGAAUGCUACAGAGGGCGUAUCAGCCGUCACUGGUGUCUCCACCCUAGCCCCAGGGGAGGGCGCUUCGGAAUUGUUCACGGACAAGUUCGCCAUAUGCCUCCCUAGAGGGUCUCGGGCUAAGAAGUUGGUCCUGCCUGAGCUGGUGGCCUCUCGUGGUCUUCGUAGUACUUCUAAGGCCGUCUCCUUGUCGACUGAUCACCCUACCAAGUUCGAGGACCUCACUACUGAUGAUAAGGGCAUGCUAUGGUGGGGGGCCUCCAUCCCCCGCAGUCGGAAGUUCCCGAUCAAUACCCCAGUCAUUGGUGUAAGGCAUUGGACCAUCGGCAUCAAGAGCGUCCAGGUAGUGGACUCUACCAAGGGAGGCGGCGGCAAGGUCCUGACCUCCUUCUGUGACCAGUCGCCCUGUGCGGCCCUAGUCGAUAGUGGGACAUCCCUCUUCGCGUUACCGGUGCCCAGGGUGAAGGAGAUCUUCAGGAGCCUCGGGGACCUCAAGUUGGACUGCUCUAAUGUACAAGACCUCCCUGAUAUACAGAUCGCUCUUGGGGACUCGAAGGAGCCGUUGGUGAUCACACCCGAGUCGUACGUGAUGAAGAUCCAAGCCCACGACUUGUCCCUAUACGAGUCAUUCGGCCAGAGUCUGAUGCUGGCCGGCGACCUCCAGCGUAUCAAGAGCUCUGCUAACCCCAACGUCACCCUAUGCCUGCCAGCGUUUAUGGCCUCCCCCGUGUCCCAAGGGACCGUGAAGGACUUCCCAUCGUACCUUCAGACGGAAGACCAUCUGACGGAGAUGAUGAUACUGGGCAUUCCUAUAUUCAGAGAGUACACUGUGCUGUUCGACAGGCAGUCUAGUGCUAUCGCCUUCGACAGGAACCCCGACGAUGGAAGUGGGUGCAGUAGUAGUACGACUGCAGGCCAGAGCUCCCUCAUCCACCAGGGCCAUGUUAGAAGUCGUAGUAGGAGGCCCCUCGCUAUACGAAGCAUGCCUGCUCCGGAGAACCUGAUAUUCCCCUCGGGUUUGGAUUCCCUCCGUAGGGUCGCCCCUCCGUCCAGUGGGGCUGUCAUUGGCUCGGAAAGGAUGCUCUAA